Molecule: messenger RNA, 983 nt
Organism: Elaeis guineensis (African oil palm)
Lineage: Eukaryota; Viridiplantae; Streptophyta; Magnoliopsida; Arecales; Arecaceae
Source: RefSeq, a predicted model, not a curated record
GUCCACGCGUCACUUGCGCGUCCUUCCGAACUAUCCUAAGCCCCGCGUCCACGCCUCGUGCGUCCUCGUCUCGGCGACGGUGGGUUCGAGGGCGGCGGACGGCAGCUUCUUCUUCCCACUCUCAGCCUCAGGUUCUCUCUCUUUCUCUGGACGAAGGUAGGCCGGAGCCCAACAUGGAGCCUUCUAUGGGCUCUAUGGCAGAAGAUUGGGCUUUGCACCGGGUAUUAGGGAUUGGGAAUGGGGAUUAGGACUCCAUUUCACCAAUUAAAGUUUUUGGUGCUUUUAUGGGUGAACGAGAUUUGGUUGAUAAAGAUAAGUUGAUAUUAAGGGGUUUGCAGUUUCAUGGAUUUCAUGGGGUGAAACCAGAGGAAAAGAAGCUAGGUCAGAAGUUUGUGGUGGAUGUUGAUGCCUGGCUGGAUUUAAGUGAAGCUGGUAAAAGUGACAAUUUGUCUGAUACAGUCAGCUAUACUGAAAUUUACAGCUUUAGGUUGCCAUCUAUUCAUAAAUCAGUCAUCAGUGCGCUUCAAGAAGGCAUGGAUACUUCAAAUUUCAUGCUUUCACCAUAUCCAGACGUGAUGCUUGUCAGUCACAACUCGAAUAGGAUUGUUAGAGAUGUUGUGGAGGGUCCAUCUCAGAAUCUUUUGGAGUCAGUAGCUCAUCUAAUUGCAAAUACCACAUUGCUAAAGUUUCCACAGAUAUCUGCUGUCCGAGUCAAGGUCGGGAAACCUCAUGUUGCUGUCCAUGGAACUAUUGAUUAUUUAGGUGUAGAGAUACUCAGAUACAAAAAGAAUGAGAAACCUGAGUCACUAUGAGCUGCUGUAUGGGAUAUAAAUUAUGUUUGAAGUGAUGUACUGAUGUUUAGGAGCUUGUCUGAGCAACCUCUUGGUUUAAGAAUCUUGCCCGUGCAAACAAGCGGUCUUUUAUGCUUUGGGAAAGCAAUGAAAUUUCUUCUCCUUUUUUAAAAUAUCUAUGAAAUUUUAUGA